This is a messenger RNA of Heteronotia binoei (common prickly gecko), 2571 nucleotides long. RefSeq names its product CDKN1A interacting zinc finger protein 1 (gene CIZ1). The transcript is spliced from 15 exons. The record is from RefSeq and is a predicted model, not a curated record. Gene Ontology annotation, molecular function: nucleic acid binding; zinc ion binding. Gene Ontology annotation, cellular component: nucleus. The coding region runs from base 231 to 2408 and encodes 725 amino acids. NCBI's taxonomy places the organism in Eukaryota, Metazoa, Chordata, Lepidosauria, Squamata, Gekkonidae.
GUGACCGCCAUGGCUGACCCCAUCAGGAAGGCUGCAAGCCGACGGCUCGGGCAGGAAUGAAUGGAGCCCUGCAGCCGGAGCGGGGCAGCAGCAGCAGCAGCAAAGGGCAAGGCUGCUCGCGGGGCUGAGCUGCAGGCGCCCGGCCGGCCCUGCCUUUCUUCUUCCUCGAUCUUCCUCUUGGUUCUCUUUUUGUCUCAGGAUCGGCGCAGCUGCCCGGGGCUUCCUCAGCCAUGUUCAGCCAGCAGCAGUUCCAGCAGCAAUUGCUCCAGCUCCAGCAUCUCCUCCAGCACCACCCGCAGCAGUCGCCGCCGCCGCAGCAGCAGGCCGGCCGGGGCGUGGCACCACCCCAGCAGCAGCCGAUGCUGAACUUGCGGGCAGCCAAUCAAGCGUCGCUUCUCAACGCCAACCCCAUGCUUCAGCGAGCCCUGCUGGUGCAGCAGAUGCAAGGUAACCUGAGAGGCUUCAACAUGGCCGCAGCUCCCGUGCUGCAGCAGUUCUUCCCUCAGGCAACAAGGCAUUCCCUUUUGGGCCCCCCACCCAUUGGGGUCUCCUUAAAGCCCGCCCGCUUGGCUUUCCCGGCCCUCCCGUUUCAAAGGCAGAACCGCACCUUCUGCAAGGACUUCCUGAGGGUUCCUGAGAGGAAGCGGGAAGCAGAUUCAGCGAUCUCCUCAUCCUCCUCGUCUCAGACGCCAGGAGCAGAGGAGAGGGGACCUCUCGUGGAGGAAUGUCUCAUCAAAGCAGGGUCUGAACAACCCGGCUCUUCACCAUCAGAGAUGCUGAGAGGACCCUCCCCAGAUGGCGAGCCCGCAAGCAAGAGGCUAAAAAGUGGAGAUGAAGAGUCGAUCCCUGACGACGCUCUGUGCAUCCAGGAAAUGGAGGCUGUGAAAUCCCACGUGGAAGAGGCAGACGAUGGGAAAGAGAGUUUGGUAGCAGACACUUCAAAAGAGAAGACCUUCCCUGAGGAACUGAAGCCUUCUGAGGUGGUUAGCUCUGCCGGGUCCCUGAAAGUAACGAUUCAGCAGAGCAGCGAAAGCCGAGCAAUCAGCACCGCAGCCCUGAAGCCCCCGCACUGGACCUCUGAGAUGGGCACAGCUGAGACCAGUCCCGAGGCUGCUGUGAAAUUCUACUGCUACAUUUGCAAGACCGACUGCUGCAACCAGCAGAAUUUCCAGGCUCACAUGGCAGGAGCGGAACACCAGCAACGACUUCAGGAGAUCCAACAGAUGAGCAACAUCUGCUUUGUCUCGUUACUGCCCAUGGUGAAGGAGCAGAGGUCGCUGGCCGAGAAAGACGGGGAGAGCCAGCAGCGAUGGUGCAACACCUGCCAGCUCCAUUUCACAGGAGACCUGAUAAAGCAUCGGCGGACUCAGGAGCACAAGCUUGCCAAGCGCUCCCUCCGGCCUUUCUGCACUGCAUGCAGCCGCCAUUUCAAAACCCCCCGCAAGUUUGUGGAGCACAUGAAGUCUGCGGAGCACAAGCAGAAGGCCAAAGAGGCGAGGUUAGGAGAGAAGGAGCACGGCGGCCCGGAAGACUCUGAGGAGCUUAUAACGGUAGAUGCAGUUGGCUGUUUUGAAGACGAUGAUGACGAUGAGGAGGAGGAGGAGGAAGAAGUCGAAGGUGGGGAAGACCCUGAGGUGGGGCAGCCGGAUGGUGAAGAUCCUCUUGGCAGGCAGGUUGGGCUAAAAGAGGCGUCCUUGGGUGAUACUGAAGGAAAUGAGAAGUACAGUGCGGAUACUGUCUAUGGCCCGGAUUUUCUCGUCCCCGUGACAGGUUUCCUCUGCAGGUUGUGUCACACAUUCUACCAUAGCGACUCAGCUGCCCGGCUCGCGCACUGCAAGUCCCUGAUGCAUUUUGAGAACUUUCAGAGGUACAAAGCCACAAGGCUGCAAGCCACGGCUGCGCUCCCAGAAGCCAUCCCAAGUCCUCGGCAGGGGCUGGCUGAGGACCACCGCACUCCUUCCGCAGCUCAGGCGGACAGAGCAGAGGUGGAAGAGGCGGCUGUGGCAUCAGUGGCAACCGGCGAAGAAGCUUGCGAAUCUCUGAAAGGGGAGGACCGCUCCUCGGCUCCAAGAGACAGUUCAGCAACGCUUCAAACUGAUGACACCAUGAUGACACUCCAAGAUGGAGAGGACGACAAAAAUGAUUUCUCUGCACUGAGCGACCACUCGUCGCUCGGAGAUGCUGCCGCGGGGACAGGGGAACCGAUGGGACUGGGCGUACAGGAAACGGAGCCCAGCGAUGAAAGCAUCCCAGAGAGCCCAGAUGGAGCCACAACAGACCACGGAGAUCCCAGAGCACACGAGACGCUGGCCAGUGGAGGCCUGCCGGAGGAAACCAGCCCUUCCUCUCUGGUCAAAGGGGAGGCCUCGGCUGGAUGCAGGCGUUCUACUCGGCGUAGAGCCAGAUAAAGUAGCCUUAAUAGGAGAGUUUCUCCCCUUUUGUGUAGAUUUUUGAAGAAAGAUUUAUUUUUCCUCCCCCGUUUCCCAAGUCUUCUACUUUUAGAGAAAAGGUAUGCUAUGAUUUUACUGCCAUUUUUUUAUUCUAAAAAAAAAUUAAAAGGAAAGAAAUCCA